Molecule: messenger RNA, 2238 nt
Organism: Vanderwaltozyma polyspora DSM 70294
Lineage: Eukaryota; Fungi; Ascomycota; Saccharomycetes; Saccharomycetales; Saccharomycetaceae
Gene: SDA1
Product: Sda1p
Exons: 1
Coding region: 1-2238 (745 amino acids)
Biological process (GO): ribosomal large subunit biogenesis; ribosomal large subunit export from nucleus
Cellular component (GO): nucleolus
Source: RefSeq, a predicted model, not a curated record
AUGGCUAGGAGAAGUAGAGCAGCUAUCCUGCCAACAAAUAUUAUUUUGUUACAAAACUUGGUUAAACGUGAUCCUGAAUCAUAUCAUGAAGAAUUUUUACAGCAAUAUGCUCAUUAUGAAUCCCUAAGAGAUAUAUUUAUUUUAAAUGGUAUGUCUGGUGGUGAAAAUGGUACCUCUGGUUCCGCUAUCGAUUCAUCUUCGUCUGGGAGUGUUACCACUUCAACUUCUCAAUUAAUGGAAUUAAUCGGGUUCGUAUCUCAAGUUUGUUCAUGUUUCCCAAAAGAAACAGCUAACUUCCCAAAUGAAUUAAAACAAUUAGUUUUAGAACAUCACAAAUCUUUGCCAUUCGAACUAAAGGAAAAAAUUAUUACUUCUUUGAUGAUGUUAAGAAAUAAAGGUGUUAUUACAGCAGAACAAUUAAUUCAAACUUUAUUCCCAUUACUAAUUGCAUAUUCUGCCCAAGCUAACACACUUGGUGUAAACUCCCAUGCUCGUGAGUUAAGAAAAUUGAUAUAUAAUGCAUUAAUUUCAUUGUUGAAGAACUGUAACACUGGUUCUAAAAAUCAAAAGUUGAAUAAAUCUACACAAGCUGUAUGCUUCAAUUUACUAGAUCAACCAGAUUCUCAAGGUAUUUGGGCCGCUAGAUUGACUAGAGAGUUAUGGAGACGUGGUAUUUGGGAUGAUUCAAGAACUGUUGAAAUCAUGACACAAUCAGCUUUGCAUGAUGAUGUUAAAAUUGCCAUUUCUGGUGUAUUAUUUUUCCUUGACGCUGACAGAGAAAGAGAAGAAACAUUUGAAGAAAAUUCUGAUGAUGACGAUAUUGAUAUUGAUUCAUUGAGACAUAAGAUGCAAGUUAACAAAAAGAGUGGUAAGCGUGGUAAGAAAUUUGAAAAUGCUAUGAAGAGUGUAAAAAAGAAGAAUAAGAAUGCUGGUAACAAUGGCCAAAAUCACUUAAACUUCAGUGCAUUGCAUUUACUAAGAGAUCCUCAAGGUUUCUCUGAAAAAUUAUUUUCAAAACAUUUAUCUGGUAAGAGCAGUAAUAAAUUUGAUAUGGAACAAAAAAUAUCGUUAAUGCAAUUGAUCUCCAGAAUGAUUGGUACUCACAAAUUGAUGGUAUUAGGUAUAUAUUCCUUUUUCUUAAAAUAUUUGACACCUAAACAAAGAGAUGUCACUAAGAUCAUGGCUGCUAGUGCCCAGGCAUGUCACGAUUUGGUUCCUCCAGAAACGUUACAAAUAUUAGUACGUAAGAUUGCAGAUGAGUUCGUUUCUGAUGGUGUUGCAUCUGAAGUUGCAGCUGCAGGUUUAAAUACUAUUAGAGAAAUUUGCUCGAGAGCACCACUGGCCAUUGAUGAAACAUUGUUACAAGAUUUAGUUGAAUAUCGUGGCUCAAAGGCUAAAGGUGUCAACAUGGCGGCUAAGUCAUUAGUUUCUCUAUAUAGAGAGGUUGCGCCUGAGAUGUUGAAGAGAAAAGAUCGUGGUAAGACAGUAUCGAUAGAGAUGCAAGAAGCCAAACGUGAAGGUAAAGAACAUAAGAAAUUACAAUUUGGUGUUGAAACUAAUAACGUUGAAGGUAUUGCUGGUAUUGAAUUGCUAGCCAAGUGGAAACGUGACAAUCAAGGAGAAGAAGGAGAAGAAGGAGACGAUGCAGAAUGGGAAGUUGAAGAAGGUAGUGAAGCGGAGGAAAUCGAAGGUGAAUGGGUCAGUAUCGAUAGUGAUAAAGAAUACGAUGUUGAUAUGGGCGAAGAUGAAACAUCUGAUUUAGAAUUGAGUGAUGAUGAGAAAGCCGAAAGCAAAGGUGAAGAAGCUAAUGAUAAUAAGGGGUCUGGUAAAGAUGCAUUUAUGGAAUUAGCAUCUAGUAGAAUUUUAACACCAGCUGAUUUUGCUAAAUUACAAGAACUAAGAACUGAAGAAGGUGUUGCUAAGAAGAUGGGUAUUAAAUUAAACGAAGAAGUAGUAGAUGCCAGUGGAUUAGUUGGGCCAGUCAAGUAUAAGCAAACUCGUGAAGAAAGAUUAGCCAAGGUACUUGAAGGUAGAGAAGGUAGAGAUAAGUUUGGUAGUAGACGUGGUAAGAGAGAGGGUGCAGCUAGAUCUACAACUAACCGUGAAAAGGAGAGAAAAAAGAAUUUUGUUAUGAUGAUUCAUAAGAGAUCUGUCACUGGUAAGCAAAAGAUGUCAUUAAGAGACAAACAAAAAGUGUUACAGGCCCAUAUCAAGAAGCAAAAACGUAAAGGAUUUUAA